This is a messenger RNA of Echinops telfairi (small Madagascar hedgehog), 4441 nucleotides long. RefSeq names its product cadherin 4 (gene CDH4). Gene Ontology annotation, cellular component: catenin complex; plasma membrane; adherens junction. Gene Ontology annotation, biological process: cell-cell junction assembly; calcium-dependent cell-cell adhesion; cell morphogenesis. Bases 1 to 2724 code for a protein of 907 amino acids. The transcript is spliced from 16 exons. Gene Ontology annotation, molecular function: cadherin binding; calcium ion binding. The record is from RefSeq and is a predicted model, not a curated record. Lineage: Eukaryota; Metazoa; Chordata; Mammalia; Afrosoricida; Tenrecidae.
AUGGCCACGCUCGCUCCACUCCUGCGGGCUGGCUUCCUGGCCCACAGUGGGGAUCUUACAGCCAGAAGGACUUGCAAGGCUGGAUUCUCAGAAGACGGAUACACAGCAUUCGUCUCCCAGAAUGUUCUGGAAGGAGAGAAGCUCCUCAAAGUCACGUUCAGCAGCUGCCUGGGCCCCCGGGGGACACAGUACGAGAGCAGCAGCCUGGACUUCCGCGUGGGGGCGGACGGCACUGUCUUCGCUGCCCGGGAGUUGCAAAUCCCCGAGAAGCAAGUGGCCUUCACGGUGACGGCGAGAGACCGCCAGACGGCCGAGCGGUGGGACACCGCAGUGCGGCUGCGGGUGGCCCCGGGCGCGGCCCCGCACGCAGGACACAAGAAAGGAAGGAAGGAGGCGGCCCCGGGCACCUCCCCGCCGCCCCACGACACCCUGCUGCCCUGGCCCCCGCAGCGGCUGGGUGCCCUGCGCAGACAGAAGCGUGACUGGGUGAUCCCGCCCAUCAACGUGCCGGAGAACUCGCGCGGGCCCUUCCCCCAGCAGCUCGUGAGGAUCCGGUCAGACAAGGACAAUGACAUCCCCAUCCGAUACAGCAUCACAGGGGUGGGUGCUGACCAGCCCCCCAUGGAGGUCUUCAGCAUUGACUCCAUGUCGGGGCGCAUGUACGUCACUCGGCCCAUGGACCGCGAGGAGCGAGCUUCAUACCACCUGAAAGCACACGCCGUGGACAUGAACGGGAACAAGGUGGAGAACCCCAUCGACCUGUACAUCUACGUGAUCGACAUGAAUGAUAACCGGCCCGAGUUCCUGAACCAAGUCUACAACGGCUCUGUGGCCGAGGGCUCCAAGCCAGGCACCUACGUGAUGACGGUCACCGCCAACGACGCCGACGACGUCACCACCGCCAACGGGCUGGUGCGCUACCGUAUCGUGACACAGACCCCACAGAGUCCCUCCCAGAACAUGUUCACCAUCAACAGCGAGACGGGGGACAUGGUGACGGUGGCCGCUGGCCUGGACCGGGAGAAGGUCCAUCAGUACACUGUCAUCAUCCAGGCCACGGACAUGGAGGGGAACCUCAACUAUGGCCUCUCCAACACUGCCACGGCCAUCAUCACCGUGGCCGACGUCAACGACAACCCGCCCGAGUUCACCACCAGCACCUAUGCCGGGGAAGUCCCCGAGAACCGAGUGGAGACAGUGGUCGCCAACCUCACCGUGAUGGACCGAGACCAGCCCCACUCACCAAACUGGAACGCCAUCUACCGCAUCAUCAGCGGGGACCCCUCUGGGCACUUCAGCAUCCGCACAGACCCCGUCACCAACGAGGGCAUGGUCACUGUGGUGAAGGCAGUGGAUUACGAGCUGAACAGAGCCUUCAUGCUGACCGUGAUGGUGUCCAACCAGGCCCCCCUGGCCAGCGGCAUCCAGAUGUCCUUCCAGUCCACGGCGGGGGUCACCAUCUCCAUCAUGGACAUCAAUGAGGCGCCCCACUUCCCCUCCAACCACAAGCUGAUCCGCCUGGAGGAGGGAGUGCCCACGGGCACCGUGCUGACCACCUUCUCAGCCGUAGACCCCGACCGCUUCAUGCAGCAGGCCAUAAGGUACUCGAAGCUGUCAGACCCUGCCAACUGGCUGCAUAUCAACAGCACCAACGGACAGGUCACCACCAUGGCCGUCCUGGACCGAGAGUCCGUCGACGUCAAGAACAACAUCUACGAGGCCACCUUCCUGGCCGUGGACAACGGAAGCCCCCCGGCCAGCGGCACGGGGACGCUGCGGAUCUACCUCAUCGACACCAACGACCACGCCCCCGAGCUGCUGCCCACAGAGGCGCAGGUCUGCGAGCAGCCAGGCCUCCACACCGUCAACAUCACGGCGGCCGACGCCGACAUCGACCCCAACGUCGGGCCCUACGUCUUCGAGCUGCCUUUUGUGCCGACCGCCGUGCGCAGGAACUGGACCGUCACCCGCCUCAACGGUGACUAUGCCCAGCUCAGCCUGCGCAUCCUGUACCUGGAGGCGGGCAUGUACGACGUGCCCAUCAUGGUCACCGACUCCGGGAACCCGCCGCUGUCCAACACGUCUGUCAUCAAGGUCAAGGUGUGUCCCUGUGACGAGAACGGCGACUGCACCACCGUGGGCGCCGUGGCAGCAGCCGGCCUGGGCACCGGGGCCAUUGCGGCCAUCCUCAUCUGCAUCGUCAUCCUGCUGACCAUGGUCCUGCUCUUCGUGGUGUGGAUGAAGCGGCGGGAGAGGGAGCGCCACACCAAGCAGCUGCUCAUCGACCCUGAGGACGACGUGCGUGACAACAUCCUCAAGUACGAUGAGGAGGGUGGCGGCGAGGAGGACCAGGACUACGACCUCAGCCAGCUCCAGCAGCCGGAGACCAUGGAGCACGUGCUCAGCAAGGCCCCCGGGGUCCGGCGGGUGGACGAGAGGCCUGUGGGGGCAGAGCCCCAGUACCCAGCCAGGCCCGUGGUGCCCCACCCCGGGGACAUCGGCAACUUCAUCAACGAGGGCCUCCGCGCCGCCGACAACGACCCCACGGCACCCCCGUACGACUCCCUCCUGGUCUUCGACUACGAGGGCAGCGGCUCCACGGCGGGCUCCGUCAGCUCCCUGAACUCGUCCAGCUCCGGGGACCAGGACUACGACUACCUGAACGACUGGGGGCCCAGGUUCAAGAAGCUGGCGGACAUGUACGGGGGCGGCGAGGACGAGUGACCGCACAGCCUCGGGCCGCCCGCCUGGGCCGUGCCGGACGCCGGAGGGGGGCUGGCGGCGGUGCGCCCAGUGCUGUCCGGAGCCCCACCUGCCCGCCCGCGGGCCGCGUGGCCCCAGACGAGAGCGGAGGCACGGGCUCCACUUGAAUUUCUUAGAACAGAAGCACUCUUUUUACAAAAUGCAAGUGCCUUUUGGUACACUGUCCGACCCCUCAAACUCAGGAGUGACAAACUCACAGACAGACCAGGCCUCCGCACCCCACCGCACCCCGCCCGUGGCAGACGCCCUCGCACCAGCCCCAGCCCUGCAGCGCACCUGGAGGAAGGCAGCAUGGGUGGUUUUGUGGGGGGUUGUGUGUGUAUGUGCGCGUGUGUUGGUCCUUUAGUAAGAACACAGUGGGCAAGCCCACCAAGGGUAAUGCGCCUGGGCCCAUUCAGGCUGUCCCUCUUGGGCCCUUGCGGCCCAGCACCUCCAGCGGCGUCUCCUGAGAGCAUGCUCUGCGGGCGCCCGGGGGUGGUGGUUGGGGGCACAUCAAGGUCGGGAGUGGAGGCUGAGCUCUGUGUCUGGCAGCAAAGGCCCCCGGAGCCGUGCAUGUGACCGCCUUGGGAAUUGGGGGACUAAGGGGAGCCCAAGCAACCGCCCUAGGAGCUCCUCAUCUCUUCUCCAACUCCACCCUGGCUUCAGGCUCCUCUCAGCCAAUCUGAGUCCUCCUUCAGUCUGACAGUCAUCCCAGAUGCCACCCAGACACACACACCCCCAUUGGCCCAGGGAGUACAUAGUCUCAGCAUCUCAGCUGCCCCCCACCCAUGCUACUCCUGGCCAACACCAGUCAGCCCCUUCCAACACCACCACACCCCACUCCCAACCCCCAGGCCGGAGUCAGAGGGCCACACAGAGGCGCCCCAUCCCUCAAGGCAUGAGUAGCACCGUCACUAGGUCUCUUGGAAGGGGGACCGCUGGCCCUGGCCCAGCCCAGACACCUGGGCUGACACUGGGGGAUCUCAGGCUUUGCCCGACGGCUGUGCAUUGUCAUCCACAGCCACUGCUCCUGGAUGGGUGCCCCCUGAACCAAGGAAGACGCUGGCAGGCCCCCGGGAGGAAGGCCCGUGACUGCCCAUGCCUGGGGCAGUGUCUGCAGGGACUGCAGGGCAUCGUGAUCACAGCAGGCCCCCACCAGGGUGCCUGCAUCUACCAGGCUCAGCAGUUCACCCAGGCCAGUAGCAACAGGGCCCCAAGUCAAGGGGUGGGGCCUGGGCCUGGGCAUGAGCUGGCAUCAGCCCCCAGGAGAGCUAGAAUAUCUGAGGGCCAAGCCCCAGGAGCCCCGCCCACAUGCUCCUUCCCAGCGGCCAGUGUGGCCACAGAGGCCAGCUCCCCAUUCUGUCCCAGACCGGGGUCCACCCCUCCCAGGCCCUGGGCCACCCUCCUGGGCACAGCCUACCCUCCCCCAUCGCCAGCCCCUGCCCCAGCUCCUUAGAAGCCAAACGGAGCUGGUGUCCAGCCUGGCACUCUAGGACACACUCAAGAGUGGACCUGUGGCUGCACAGGGUGGCCAGCACCCAGUGCUGGGCCCUGUGCUCCCACUAUGCAGGACCCCAGAGGGGGGGUGGGGGGUGGAGGCUGGUGGGUCCCCGCUAUGCAAACCACCGGACCCCCUGCAGCGGGCCCCCUGUGAGAAUGCACUGUAGAGGGAGGGUGACCCUUCCCUGUGUCCCAGCCU